UCGAAUCGUUUUUCGUUCGGAAAAGUUUCACCUUUAAAUUCUGAAACAGUCAUAUUACGCUGCGGUCGCCUCUCUUAUUUCUCUACUAUAUUUAUGUUUAAAAUUCAAUUUUACAAAAACAUAAUCAAAAUGACUACAGAUUUAUCAGUAAUUGGAACUCACAAAGUGAAAAGUGUGCUGAAUGGACAGAGCGUAGAGUUGAAGACUUUCUGGCAGGACCAGAAUGUGGCCAUCAUAUUCUUCCGUCGCUGGGGAUGCAUGCUGUGUCGGCUGUGGGCUAAAGAGCUGGGAGAAAUAGCACCGGUGCUACACAAGAAUGGCAUCAAGAUGGUCGGAGUGGGGGUGGAAGAGGCGGGCUCCAAGGAGUUCGUCGAGGGCAAGUUCUUUGAUGGAGAUCUGUAUUACGCGGAAGAGCUGUCAACGUAUCAGGCGCUGAACUUCAAGCGAUUCAAUGUCGUCAGUAUUCUAGCGUCACUCUUCUGGAAGCAAUCGAGAGACGCCAUAUUUAAAGGACGCGCCAUGGGUUUGAGCGGCGACACGAAGGGCGACUGGGGUCAGGUGGGCGGCGCAUUGUUGGUAGGCCCCGGCGGCAAGCUGCUGCGCGAGUUCAGACAGACCGGACCCGCGGACCAUCUGCCCAAUGAGGAGAUCCUCAAGGCUUUUGGCUUGGAGGCUGAGUAUACUCCGGAGAUGGCCAACCAGAAGCGGGACGAUACCCAGUGUUCCACAGAAGUCAAGCCCUAAGCUAAGUCCGCAGCCGUGGCGGAGGUCCCUUCAAAAUUGCACCCUAGCACCUAUCCACACCAUUUGGGCAGAGAGGCGAUGCAGGAGAAGUUGGGUAUAGCCGUUCUAUUGCUGGUUUUGAUAGGGAAUUUGUUUACUGUCCUGUGACGUCAUGAAUGCUGUUUAUAGUACGCGUCUAUGACCGAUAGAUGGCGUUAGUGGGAUGGGAGGUCUUUUAAAAAUGGUGUAGAGAAGUUACUUGUAGUUUUAUUUAUCGUUAUUUUAUUUUAAAAAAAUAUUUUAAAAAAUUAAAGAAUUAUAAUAGGUGUUUGACCUUCGUGCCUAUUCGGGCGGAUAUAUACUUGACGUUUAAGUUUGACAGCUCUUUGGUUAGUGCCGUCCUUCACGCACAAUAAGUGCAAGAAAGAGAUAGAACUAGUUUUAGUCCUGUCAAGUUAAAACUAUGGUUACCAAUGAUAGAUUAUAUUGGAACAUUUUUUUAUUGAAUGGUAGAUGGUGAAAACCACAUGGGUUGUGAAGUACAGGUUUCUUAAUCAUACAUAUCGCCACGAAAAAAAUGGGAAAAUUUAUAUAAAUUUUAAUUGAAAAAAAUAAAUUAAUUAACAGACUGAAAAAGUGCCUAAGAAUGCCCUAAUGUCAAAACCAGCAAUGAAUUGGAUAUGUAAAUUAAAAUGCAAUCAAAAUUUAAAAACAGAUAUUUGUCUUCUAAAUGUUAUAUUUGGCUUUUGAAGAAAUAAGUAAGAGAAUUAUUUUUAUAAUUAUAUCAUUGCUUCCUCUAAUUUUAGACGUUUUGUAAUUUUAUUGUAUUUUGUAUUAUAAUAAUUUUAUUUUAUAUAUAAUUUAUAUAACAUUAGGCCUAUAGGCACUUUGAGUUACUUUUGUAAAAGUAUACUUUUAACUACUUAUAGGCAGUUAAUAAAAAAUGUAAAAUUAAUAUAAGGCAAUAAGCCCGUUCAUCAUUAUUCGCUUCGCCGUUCCGCGUUAUUGCACUUGUAAUUUUUCGAUCUUAAUAAAAUAAAAAAAAUAUAUUUAAGUCAAAUAUUAAAAUACUAAAAAGAUAACGCGAAAAAAAUGCAAAAUAUGUCAAAGAAAUAAUUAAUAAAAAAAGCAAGAUUUCCAAAAGUUUAAAAAAUAAAAACAUUCAAAAACUGGAAGAAUAAUAAAAAAAUAUUAAAAAACAAUUUGAACCAAAGACAAUAUUUUUUUUAGAUGACAAUAGUGUAAAUUAAUACGUUUUUAUGGCUAUUUAUUUGAGGCUCUAAGGUUAUAGUGCAAUUUUACAUUAUUAUUGUAUUUUAUCAUGUUUUUACAGCACUACAACCUGCAUAAUAUUCAUAAAUUAAUUUAUUGUUGUAAUAUUUCUGGUCACGAGUUCCAAAUAAUACAUUUUGCCUGUUUUUGUUUCACUGAGUGUUCACAUUUUAAAAAUGUAACUGUCGUGUGUUUUAUUUUCGAAUAAAAGAUUUUUAAAUUA
Pectinophora gossypiella (pink bollworm) is the source of this 2218-nucleotide messenger RNA. Its product is annotated as prostamide/prostaglandin F synthase-like. The record is from RefSeq and is a predicted model, not a curated record. The transcript is spliced from 7 exons. Bases 94 to 744 code for a protein of 216 amino acids. Lineage: Eukaryota; Metazoa; Arthropoda; Insecta; Lepidoptera; Gelechiidae.